CGAUCCAAAGAUGCGGCGGGGCUGGAAGAUGGCUCUGUCCGGGGGGCUGCGGUGCUGCCGCCGAGUACUUUCCUGGGUGCCAGUGCUCGUUAUCGUCCUCGUUGUGCUUUGGUCCUACUAUGCCUACGUCUUUGAACUCUGCCUGGUGACUGUUUUGAGCCCAACAGAAAAAGUUAUCUACCUCAUAUUUUACCAUGCCAUCUUUGUGUUCUUUACCUGGACCUACUGGAAGUCUAUAUUUACACUCCCACAACAGCCAAAUCAAAAGUUCCACUUGUCCUAUUCAGACAAGGAACGCUAUGAAAAUGAAGAGAGACCUGAGGUCCAGAAGCAGAUGCUCAUCGAUAUGGCCAAAAAGCUACCAGUUUACACAAGAACUGGGAGUGGAGCUGUUAGAUUCUGUGACCGGUGCCAUUUGAUCAAGCCUGAUCGCUGCCACCACUGCUCUGUCUGUGCCAUGUGUGUAUUAAAAAUGGACCAUCACUGCCCGUGGGUUAAUAAUUGCAUUGGAUUUUCCAACUACAAAUUCUUUCUUCAGUUCUUAGCUUAUUCUGUUCUCUACUGCCUGUACAUUGCUACAACAGUCUUCAACUAUUUCAUCAAAUACUGGAGAGGGGAAUUGCCCAGUGUUCGCUCAAAGUUCCAUGUUCUUUUCCUCCUCUUUGUGGCCUGCAUGUUUUUUGUCAGCCUUGUGAUUCUCUUUGGUUACCAUUGUUGGCUCGUCAGCAGAAACAAAACCACCUUAGAGGCCUUCUGUACUCCAGUGUUUACAAGUGGCCCAGAGAAAAAUGGGUUCAACCUUGGCUUCAUCAAAAAUAUGCAGCAGGUGUUUGGAGAUAACAAGAAGUUCUGGUUAAUACCUAUUGGGUCCAGCCCUGGUGAUGGACACUCCUUCCCUAUGAGGUCUAUGAAUGAAUCACAAAACCCACUGCUAGCAAAUGAAGAGCCCUGGGAAGACAAUGAGGAUGAAAACCGAGAUUAUCCAGAAGCUUCAUCAUCUCUCACCGUGGAAACAGAAACAUAGCAGUUUACACAUUUCCUGCAUCUCUCAG
This is a messenger RNA of Odobenus rosmarus divergens (Pacific walrus), 1052 nucleotides long. RefSeq names its product zinc finger, DHHC-type containing 15 (gene ZDHHC15). The record is from RefSeq and is a predicted model, not a curated record. Gene Ontology annotation, biological process: protein targeting to membrane; synaptic vesicle maturation; peptidyl-L-cysteine S-palmitoylation. Gene Ontology annotation, molecular function: protein-cysteine S-palmitoyltransferase activity. The transcript has 11 exons. Gene Ontology annotation, cellular component: endoplasmic reticulum; Golgi apparatus. NCBI's taxonomy places the organism in Eukaryota, Metazoa, Chordata, Mammalia, Carnivora, Odobenidae. The coding region runs from base 11 to 1024 and encodes 337 amino acids.